AAUGCUCCUUUCAGUUCUUUCCUUAGUCUUUUUCCUCUAAAAUAGCAAUACUAGUGUCCCUACAAAUGAAAGAAACGUUAUUGAGAUCUUACUUUUCUGACAUCAGUGUUUGGCUCCCCUGAGUUUAUGAUUGUAGUGGUUAGUGUGCACUGAUUUGUUCCGCGAAGAAUUACUUUGCAUACACGUUUGUAUCACGGUGCGUUGUACCGCGGAUAUGGUGGUAAUAAAAGGUUAAAUAAAAAAGUGCUAAAGUUAGCUUAAAACGAAUAUAAUAUAAAUAAUCAAGAUUAUCUCUGGAAAAUAUUCUCUGUAAAAAAAAUGGAUGUUAAUAAAGUUGAUGAAGAUAAUCAACGUAGUAUCAACGAUGGUGAUUGGGUCUGUCCAGAUUCACAGUGUGCCAAUGUAAAUUUUGCAAGGAGAAGCUCCUGUAAUCGGUGUGGAAAAGACAGAGGUGAAUGUACAAAGAAGAAAAAACUGGGACAAGAAAUUGGUAAAGCAGCUGCAGAAAAAAGUAGAGGCUUAUUUAGUGCGGACGAUUGGCAAUGUAGUAAGUGUGGUAAUGUGAAUUGGGCUCGUAGACAACAGUGUAAUAUGUGUAAUGCUCCUAAAUUUGGAGAAAUAGAAGAACGUACUGGUUAUGGUGGGGGAUAUAACGAUCGUGGUAUAGUUGAAUAUAAAGAAAGAAGAGAAGAUGACGACGAUUACGAUGAAUUUGGAAGACGUAAGAAAAAGAGGAAGAUAGAGAAUCGUUCCGAUGAUGAUUCUAAAGAUUCUAGGUACAACAGUCCUUCUCAUUGUAAAGCCAAAGAAGACGAAAAAGAUGAAAUAGCUGAUGAAGAAAUAGAACAAGUGGAAGAAAAUGAUAACGAUGAGGAGGAAGAAGAAGAAGCAGAAAAAGAGGAAGAGGAAGAAGAAGAUGAAGAGGAUGAUGACGAUGGCGAUGGUGAUUUAUCUAAAUAUGAUCUCAGUGAAUGGGAUGACUUAGCAGCAGUGAAAAAAAGCACAAAUGGAAAUACUGUAUCUUCAGAAGAACAACGGUCAAGGUAAUGAGGGUAAUAAAUGGAGAUGAUUGGCGUGAUUCAGGUACAUCCAGCCACUGAGAAGUUGUGCAGAAGGACAGGUUUGACAUGGGUUUUAGGGAUAGAACUGGUUCUUAAAAACCACAAUGAAUAAGUUUUUUUGAAUGCUAUUCUUUUUUUGCACUUUCACAAUUAAAUUACGAUUUAGGCUAUAGAAUAGAUAUGCGUUGUUAAAUAAGGAUUAGUAAAGUACUGUUUUAAAAAGUAUCUCAAAUUUAAAAAUAUUACUUUUACAGGCAGAAGAAAAUACUUGGAGCAACAAUAAGUCCGUGACUAAGAACAUACAUAUAAUGCGGCAAGUUUAGUGAUCUAAUGAGCACUUUUAAAUAAAGUGAAAGAUAAUAUAAAACUUCUUGCAAAGGAAAUCAAUUGAUGUAAGCUUUAAAUUUGUGAUCAAAUUGAUAGGAAGAAUGAUAUGAAGGAAAAGGAAAAAAGAAAAACGUAGGUUGUUCAUCUGCGCAAUAUUGCCAUUUUGCAUAAUAAUGCAAAAUUUAUAAAUCAUUAAGCGUAGAUAAAAUUCUUCGCUAGUCAAAACAAGAUUUAUGGUUUUGAUGAUUCCUUCUAGAUACAAUUUUCAUAGAUAAAUGACGUAAGAUAUGACGUUACUUUAAUAUAAAAGCUGAGUAUGUGAAUUUAUAGAAAAUUUCAAAGCUUUGCAAAAGCACGGAAUAAUUGUAAUGGCUUCGAGUUUUCAAUUGUGUUAUUACAAACGCACUAGGUCAAUGUAAACAUAUCACUGCUUAAAUUGCUCAGCCUGCUUUUGUAAUAUUUUACUCUUCACUGCUUUAAAAUAUUUUUUCGGUCUCUUUCAUUUUUCUAUAUCUAUGUAUAAAUAUCCGAAUAAGUAACUCUAUACUAUGUAGUAUUAAAGAAAUCAUUCCCUAAUGAAUUCGGAUGUGUUCUCGCAUUAUCAAAAUAAUAGAAAAGAUACGUUUUCCUUAAUUAACAUAGAUUUGAAUAAGUCGAAAGCAAUCGACAUAAUUGAAACAUAACGUGAAUUUAUCGCUAUAUCAUGGUGUAUAGCGACAUCAAUUACAACUUUGAUGCCUGCUUUUAAACUAUAAAAAAAAAAAUGGUUAUUAAUCAAUAUCAUAAUGACUUCUUGUAAAUAUCUUUAUUUUUCAUUUAUAAUAAAAAUCAUUCGUCAACAACAUAAUUGUUCUUAGUCAAUUACUUUUCUUAUAAUCAUUACAAACUACAUAGGGUCAUGAUUAUGCACAGAGUUGGUCACAAGGAUUGGUGAGGGAGUGAAAGGAACGGGCGAUACUGUAAGGAUUAUGUUGCAACAGGUUUAUAUAUGUAUACAUAUAUGUGUAUAUAUAUACAUAUAUAUGUAUGUAUGUAUAUAUGUAUGCAUGUAUGUAUGUAUGUAUAUAUCGUAUGUAUGUACAAUUAUGAACUUGAAUUUGUAACGUGUGUGUUAAGUAUUUUCUGAUAAAGGAAGGAUGAAUUCCG
This is a messenger RNA of Vespa velutina, 2534 nucleotides long. Its product is annotated as zinc finger Ran-binding domain-containing protein 2-like. Gene Ontology annotation, biological process: RNA processing. NCBI's taxonomy places the organism in Eukaryota, Metazoa, Arthropoda, Insecta, Hymenoptera, Vespidae. Bases 319 to 1047 code for a protein of 242 amino acids. The record is from RefSeq and is a predicted model, not a curated record. The transcript has 8 exons. Gene Ontology annotation, molecular function: lipopolysaccharide binding; RNA binding.